AUGACAUCAGGACCGCAUUGUUUACCGGCGGGACGGCCAGUAUCACGGCAAAGUAUUGAAAGGGAACGUGUAAAAAAUGUUUUACAGGAGAGUUUUCGGAAAGCUCUAAAGGUAAAAAGUUGUGCCGACUUAUGUGAUAUUACGCGACGUCUCAAGCAACUGUAUUUUGAUGCAUUAAAUGUACCUGGAGGUAUUGAACGCUAUUUGGCCGCUUUACGUUUUGCAUUAGAACUUACUUGUGAGAAAAGUAACGAGAAAGAAGGACGUAUUAAUUGUCUGAAAAUGUCUGCUCACGUUGCAUUGGCACUGUCGCAGGAAGGGAUGCAUGAACCGCUUCAGUUGUUGGUCGAUUUCUGUGUGGACAUGAAUGAUUUAUGCAUAACUAUCACUAGGAGCUAUGUAUGUGCACUGGCUGGUUUAUUACUAAAUUUAAAUAAGCUUAUCGCAAAUCGUUUACGCCAACAGAAUCCGCAGAAAACUGACUGCUCACCGCUGUCGAAAGAACUGGGCAAAACAUUAUAUGCUAUACUGUCAAAGCGUCUUUUGGAUGUUAAUCCCUUGGUUCGUUCUGAUGCUUUGAAAGCUGUAGCAGCAUUGCAAGAUGAACAAUCAAAGGCUGAUAGUUACCAGACAGAUUCUCCAAAACGUUUGUUAAUUUCGCAUUUGAAUGAUGUGUCGUGUGAAUGUCGAAUUAUUACCGUAAAGAAAUUGAUGCUAUGUUCGAAGGAGGAAGUCGAUCUUGUGGUAAAUAUGGCACUGAGUGAUUCGGAAGAACGAGUAAGGCGGGCAGCGACAGUUCGAAUUAUCAAAGAUAUCGAUUUGAAAGCUUUAUCUAUCAAACAGCGUAUGGAUAUAGUGCAGAGUGUUAUGAAUAUGAGUGCUCGGGGUCAAAAUUACACAGUGAUUUUAAAUGAUUUAUUCGGAGAAUGGCUUAAAACAGCCUGCGGGGUAGAUACAUUACCGGACAGCGGUGAAGAGCUCUGUUCAUUUUACUGUAUUGCAUCAUCUCAUUUACUGCGUUUUCUAGAGCCAUUAACACAAGAACAGGUAAGUCAUGACUUGAUAGUUCAUGCACUUCAAUACUGUCGUGAAAAAAUGGGCCUCAGCUCAAUCGAAGUGCAGGAUUUUGUAAAGGCACUAAACCGAAACGCAGAAGAUAUAUCUCUUCAUCGACAUAAUUGCAAUAAAUUGAUCGAAGAGGGUUGGACAGCGCUUGAACAAGCAAACGCUGUAUUUUACUGGCGCUGUUUAUUAGAUUUUUGUAAAUCAAAGUGUGUAACGGAUGCAGACUGGUCCGAAUGCCAUUAUCGUUUGCUUCCAACUAUGCGGACCUUUUGUGAACUUAUGCAGAACUACAUGACAACUGUAUUAUCGAGCGAUGAAACAGAAGCGCUCUUUGCAUUAAAGAACUUCACUGUAAUGCAGCUGCUGAAAAUAAUAUCACUUUUUGAUCAAGGAGAUCCUUCUGGAUGGAAAACAUGGCAGACUUCAUGCGAAAAUGUUUUGGGUAAUAUGCAGCUUAAACUUACUGAAGCUCUCGUCAAUGAACUUGUUCAGCAGAUGUACACACAUCUCUGGCCUCUUCCAGAGCAGAACGAUGAAGCGCUUUCAAACUUGUGUGAUUUGACGAGUUCUAUCGUGCAUAAGGCUCUUUUUCCCAAUGCAACGAUGAUGGCUGCAAAUCAAACGAUUGGAAUUGUAGGAAAUGAAUCGACUGUUGAAAUCGAAAAUACGGAGGUCGACGAUGAUGCUAUGUAUCGCUGUAUUAUGAUUGUGAGUGCAAUGCUCAAAACGAAUCGCUACAAAAGCAUGAAUGCUUUGCUGCAUGGAGUUUUGGAAAAUAUUAUUGAAAGAAGUGUGGUGGCAGCUGAUAUUAACUGUCGAAUUCUUGCAUUUGAAGCAAUGGGUAUUUUGGCUAUGUAUGAUCGUCGUGUUGCUUUUGAAAAAACAAUCCUGAUCAAAGAAACGCUUAAAAUUGACCAGCGCUUGAGACCAACAAUGCUCAAUAUUUUGUGCAAUAUGGCGUUACUGCAUGGCUAUCAGAUGGUUUCACGAUGGUUCGGUGCUGAAUUAGAGUCGACAGCUCCAAACAACGAACUUUUGCAAGUUUUUGCCGAAUAUAUUGAUAGCCUGGAUCCGGACACGAGUUUUACAGCUUGUGAAUGUCUGUGUAAAAUGUUUUUAAAAGAGGCAAAUGUUGCAUGGACUGGUGUGCUGAGUCGUUUGUUGCUUAAGGCAUUUGAUCCAGCAACCAACAAUAUUCCAAAACUGAAAGCCUGUUUGGUUACAUUCAUACCAGUAUUUGCUGAAUGGAGCAGGGAGUAUCAAAUGCUGUUAGUUGAAGCAUUUCCGGAAACUUUCGAUGCAUUACGUAGCGAUCAACAAUUCGUCGGUUCGCUUUCACGCAUAAAUGUUGCUGCGCUUGGGUCGUGCUUUGUGCAUGCGACAAGUUCACAAUUGCUAAAUAGUACUGAUAAACAGAAAGGAUCAGUUCAUCCUUUUUUAUGUCAGAAAAUCCUAGCCGCAUUGAGUGAUGAUCCAGAAGAUGAUUAUGCUCCAAUAUUUUGUAAAAUGCUAUCGGACAUUGAUGCAAAUGACUGGACAGAUAUUACACAGAUAAAUGCUUUAAUUGCUGAUACCGACGAUGUGAUUGAUCUCUAUAGCGAUACGGAGGAAACUCGAGGAUAUAUUCGAUCAUUAGCGUCAUUUUCCAAAAAGUUGCGAAAAAGAGUUGCCAGUUUGGAAAUGCUGAUUUCAACAAGGAAGCAUGGUGACAGCGAAUCCGUAGAUGAGCAUGAUGAUGAUGAUGAUGAAAGUGAAAUUUUAAAGAUUUCGAAACUUGUACUUCGAGAAAGUAGCAAGGCAAAUGGUUGUAACCCCCAAGCAAACAAACAAAGCAAAAGAAAAAUGGGUACUGAUUCGAAGCCUAAAAAUCCGACUAAGUCGGAAUUCACGAAAUCAAAAUCUACUCAGCGUGAUAUGAAAGUAUUAUUGGAAGAGGAUAUAAAUCAGGACAAGAAUAAUCAGAUUUCCAAUGAUGAUGAUAGAGUAUUCAGAACUGAACCCAAGCUUACUGCUGUCUUGCCAAGUAUACAACGUCAAAGACCUCUAUUGGUUCGUGCGGUAAAAUGUACUCAAAAAAUUUUAAAAGAAGAUUCAUCUGAUGAUGAGAAAUGA
Acanthocheilonema viteae is the source of this 3177-nucleotide messenger RNA. The record is from the annotation of a GenBank genome assembly. Lineage: Eukaryota; Metazoa; Nematoda; Chromadorea; Rhabditida; Onchocercidae.